Messenger RNA from Naegleria lovaniensis, 1998 nucleotides. RefSeq lists its product as uncharacterized. The transcript is spliced from 4 exons. Gene Ontology annotation, molecular function: long-chain fatty acid transmembrane transporter activity; ATP hydrolysis activity; ATP binding. The record is from RefSeq and is a predicted model, not a curated record. Gene Ontology annotation, biological process: fatty acid beta-oxidation; long-chain fatty acid import into peroxisome; peroxisome organization. Lineage: Eukaryota; Heterolobosea; Eutetramitea; Acrasida; Naegleriidae. Gene Ontology annotation, cellular component: peroxisomal membrane. The coding region runs from base 1 to 1998 and encodes 665 amino acids.
AUGGUAACUUUGCACAGCAAACCAACUCUAACGGAAGCUCUCAAGGAUACCAUGUUCGGUAUCACUGAAUUAUUCCAAGCCAUCAGCGGCAAGCAUUUGAAUGCUAGGAACAUCAAGUAUGCAUCAAUUAGCAGCAUUUUGGGUAUUGCUGGUCUUAUUGGUUUGGCAAAAUAUUGGAAGUUUAAGAGAAAUCUCAACAAGCAAAUAGAUAAGGACUCGAAAGGAAGAAAAUCAAUCAAGGCCAAUAUUGACAUGCAAUUCUUGAAUAGAUUGAAAUUGCUCAUUUCCAUUGUCGUUCCUUCAAUCAAGUCAAAGGAAUUCUUACAAUUAAUUGCAGUGACCGUUGUAGUCAUUAUGAGAACAUUUGUGAGUAACUGGUUGAGUAGCUUAUCAGGUGAAUUGUCGGGUGCUCUCAUGAAUUUUGAUUUCAGAAGUUUCAUGGCCAUUCUGGGUUACACUUCAUUGUUGUCUUUUACCUCUGCAUUGUUGGCUCCAAGUUUAAAGUUCCUCAUUAACAAACUUCAGUUGGAAUGGAGAAUUUCUCUCACCAAAUAUAUUCACAGCAAAUAUUUGAGAAAUAUGAUGUAUUACAAGACUGCAAACUUGAAUACUGGACUCAAUGAUCCUGACCAAACCAUCACACAAGAUGUUGACAAAUUCUGUGAAGGUAUUUGUGGCUUGUAUGCCAACUUGGUAAAACCAAUUGCUGACGUCAUUGUGUACACUUAUCAAUUUGUGAAUAUUGUUGGUGUUGGUGGACCUUUGGUAGUUUUGGGAUACAUGACCUUCUCAUUUAUUGCAAUGGCUAUUUUGAGACCACCAUUUGGUACACUUACCUCAAAAUUGCAAGACUUGGAAAGUAAAUUCAGACAUACUCACUACAGAACAGCCACUAAUGGUGAGUCCAUUGCAUUCUAUGCUGGUGACCAAUUGGAAAGAAAUGUUUCAGAUGAGGCGUUCUGGAAUUUGUUCAACCACAAGCGUUUGCUCAUUAGAGCCAAAUGGUUGUUCGGAUUCUUUAAUGACUUCUUUGUUUUCAACUUCCCACAAGCAGUGAGUUGGCUCAUUGCCAUGUAUCCUGUAUUCUUUGGAAUGUUAAAGAGUGCUGAUCAAACUGAAUUGGCCAGAGUAUUGAGAUAUUUGGCCGCAGUCGUGUCACACGAAUUCACAGCUGUUGGUGAAAUUAUUCACUUGCACACACGUUUGUCAGAAACAUCAGGUUACGCCGCCAACAUUUGUCACUUGUUAGAAACAAUUGACAGCAUUGAAAAAGUCGAUAAGGAAAAGAAGAUUAACACUAUGGUUGCGGGCGAGACUAUCAAAUUUGAUAAGGUUCACUUAUCGACCCCAGAUGGACAUACCUUGGUGAAGAAUCUUUCAUUUGAGGUGUUAAAGACCACACCUGAGAAACGAAACAAUGUCCUCAUUACUGGUCCAAACGGUACUGGUAAGAGCUCUAUUUUCAGAGUCUUGGCCGGAUUGUGGUAUGCCGACUCGGGUAAAAUCCAAAAACCAGGUGGUGCCGAGAGUACCAAAACCUCAGAUAUUUAUUACAUUCCUCAAAAACCAUACAAUAUUUAUGGUACUUUGAGAGAACAAAUUAUCUAUCCAGAUGAUCCAAACAGUGAAAAAUCUAAACAAUUCACAAAUGAUCAAUUGAAAGACUUCCUUCGUAGAGUUAGAAUUGCCUAUAUUGCCGACAGAGAAGGAUGGGACAAGGAAAAGAACUGGGAUGAUAUUCUUUCAUUGGGAGAGCAACAAAGAUUGGCUGUGGCUCGAUUGUUGUAUCAUAAGCCUGCGUAUGCAAUUUUGGACGAGUGUACUUCUGCCGUCUCUACCGAUGUUGAAUCACACUUGUACUCUGAAUGUCAAAAGGAAAACAUUACUUGUGUCACUAUUUCACUUCGUCCAGCUUUGAUUCCUCACCACGACUGGGAGCUUUCUCUCGAAGAUGAAGAACCAAAACUCCGUCCAAUUCAUCAUCACCAUCAACACUAA